This is a messenger RNA of Helianthus annuus (common sunflower), 1513 nucleotides long. RefSeq lists its product as uncharacterized. The record is from RefSeq and is a predicted model, not a curated record. Bases 317 to 1135 code for a protein of 272 amino acids. The transcript has a single exon. NCBI's taxonomy places the organism in Eukaryota, Viridiplantae, Streptophyta, Magnoliopsida, Asterales, Asteraceae.
ACUAAGUUAUUUGAAGAUAUAUAUCACUAUAUUAAACAUCAAAUUGUAGUCAACUAGCUCAUCAAUCAUUGGGAAGAACCUGAAAGGGUAGUACUAAUUCGAUUACAAAGUCAACUUCUCAACAAGAGGAAUCUCUAGCAGGAAGAGGAAUCUCUAGCUUCUCAACAAGAGGAAUCUCUAGCAGGAAAGAGUUGGCAUUCUGACCAAUUCCAUACCAUGGCUAUUUGAAGAUAUAUAUAACUAAAUCAAACAUCCAUGCAUAUAUCAUCGUAUAAUCUCUUUCCCAUUGCACCCACAAACACAUUCAGGACCGAAGAUGGAUCAAGGGUUCAAGCAUUUCAGUCACUUGCACAACCUGAUCAUGCACCAGAUGCCCCAAGGCAUCGAAGUCUCGUGCUCUGCUUGCCAUUCUUCUGCCACCGGAAUCGUAUACGUUUGCUGGCAAUGCAACUUCUUUCUGCAUGACCAAUGCUACCGAGCCACUCGGUCCCUGAAACACCCGUCUCACCCUACUCAUCCCCUCACUUUGGUUCCUUGCCCAACUUACCCCUCUAAUUCCUUUUACUGCAAUUCCUGUCAGAGCAUCGGAACCGGCUUUUCCUAUUCCUGUGCUGAUUGUGAAUUCGACCUUCAUGUCCAAUGCGCUUAUUCCAUUUCCGGAGCUACGAGUUUGAAGAACGCUCAUCAGUUUCAAGAACUCGUUCCACAAGGAUGGAAUGGAGUACGGUAUUCCAACAUGGAUCACCAUGUCCCAUUUGCUUCUGAUCCUUUGAUGCCUCAAAACCGGCCUCCUGUUUCCAUUCCAACAAGUUCCCACAAUUCUAGUGCUGAAUAUCCAUCUGUGGCACAAACUGGACCUUCUAUUCCUAUUCCCACUGAUUAUCCACAGAAUCCAAUUCCUUCCGCCCAAGAUCCUUCAAGAACUCAAAACAAACCUGUUUCCAUUCCAACAAGUUCCGACAAUUCUACUGCUCAAGAUCCUUCCAUGGCACAAAGUUAUAGCAUUCUUGACGCACAAGCCGAACUCCAAAGGCUUCAGUUACAAAAUCGACUGGCUCAACAACAACUGCAAUUGGCUAAACAGAGUGCCAAGUUUAUGGCUAGUUGUGGUGCCAGCCUGGCUAGCUUGGCUUAGACGCAUACAGUUGCAUUGCCAAUGCUUACUACAAACUGGUGGAGUCGAUCUUUCUAAAGAAUAAACAAUAUGAGGUCCAUAGAGGGCUGGUGUUCUUUGUUUUGUUUUCUUGGUUAUUUUGAGUUAUCUUUGGUGUUAUUGUUGGUUUGAUAUUGUGUGUUCUUGUUUUGGUGCAUUGUAUUUUCUAGGUUCUGGUUGGUUUUUCAAUAAAUUCCGUCUGUCAUUUAAAAGAUGUUGGAGGGUAAAAAUGCCGAUCUCAAAUGCGAUCCUCAUUCCCCCUCCCCAACGACCUUUUAAACCACCGUAUCACCAUUGUUUCCUUCGUAAACGCUUAUUGAUAAUUAUAUAUUUAACACCUAGAGAAAGAUUUCGAACUAA